Orbicella faveolata is the source of this 1941-nucleotide messenger RNA. RefSeq lists its product as uncharacterized. The record is from RefSeq and is a predicted model, not a curated record. Gene Ontology annotation, molecular function: calcium ion binding. Lineage: Eukaryota; Metazoa; Cnidaria; Anthozoa; Scleractinia; Merulinidae.
CUGAAAAGACGAUUGUCAAUCUGGUCCACCACCAGAGCGAUGCUUUAGCUCUGUAUAGUUUAGAAUAGAGCUCUACAUAUUAUCUAUCAAUAUGUCAAACGUUAUUACUUGCUUAUUUCGGUUUCUGUCACUAGUCAUAUUUUGGAAUUAUGUGGAUGCCGCAGUGAACGGUGGUUGGUCGGGCUGGUCAGCGUGGAGUGGCUGUGCAGCCGGCAUUUGCGCGGGAAACCAGCGUAUUCGAACAAGAACUUGCACCAAUCCCAUACCAAGUGAAGAUGGAAAGUACUGCGAUGAAGGAGACAGCUCGGAACAAAAGGACUGCAUGAUUGACGGCGGUUUCACAGAAUGGAGUCAGUGGUCUCUCUGUGAGAACCCGUGCGGGGGAUCCAUAGUCAACAGGACCAGAGCUUGCACUAACCCUACUCCCAGCCCGGACGGGAAACCAUGUUCCGGAGACACACUUGAAACCAAGUUGGAAUGUAUUUGGCCGUGCCCAACUGGACCUGUUGACGGUGAAUGGAGUUCUUGGACUCCGUGGACCCAGUGUGCCCAAACAUGUGGAAUAUCAGGAGGAACCAUUUUGAAGAGAACAAGAUUGUGCAAUCAACCACCCCCAAUGAAUGGCGGGAAAAACUGUGUUGGUAACGACACAGAGACGGCGAGAUCUUGCUUCACACCUUGUCCAGUUGAUGGCGGUUUCGGUUUGUGGUCUGCUUGGACAACAUGUAGUAAGACGUGUGGGACGGGUUCCCGGUCUAGAAGCAGAGCCUGCAAUAACCCGACUCCUGCUAACGGAGGACAGAACUGCACUGGGGACUCCACUCAGGCGAAGAGUUGUAAACUCACAUCAUGCCCUGGUGAGAAAUAUAGAAAGUUGCAUUUGGAUUUUAGAAUAGAGCUCUACAUAUUAUCUAUCAAUAUGUCAAACGUUAUUACUUGCUUAUUUCGGUUUCUGUCACUAGUCAUAUUUUGGAAUUAUGUGGAUGCCGCAGUGAACGGUGGUUGGUCGGGCUGGUCAGCGUGGAGUGGCUGUGCAGCCGGCAUUUGCGCGGGAAACCAGCGUAUUCGAACAAGAACUUGCACCAAUCCCAUACCAAGUGAAGAUGGAAAGUACUGCGAUGAAGGAGACAGCUCGGAACAAAAGGACUGCAUGAUUGACGGCGGUUUCACAGAAUGGAGUCAGUGGUCUCUCUGUGAGAACCCGUGCGGGGGAUCCAUAGUCAACAGGACCAGAGCUUGCACUAACCCUACUCCCAGCCCGGACGGGAAACCAUGUUCCGGAGACACACUUGAAACCAAGUUGGAAUGUAUUUGGCCGUGCCCAACUGGACCUGUUGACGGUGAAUGGAGUUCUUGGACUCCGUGGACCCAGUGUGCCCAAACAUGUGGAAUAUCAGGAGGAACCAUUUUGAAGAGAACAAGAUUGUGCAAUCAACCACCCCCAAUGAAUGGCGGGAAAAACUGUGUUGGUAACGACACAGAGACGGCGAGAUCUUGCUUCACACCUUGUCCAGUUGAUGGCGGUUUCGGUUUGUGGUCUGCUUGGACAACAUGUAGUAAGACGUGUGGGACGGGUUCCCGGUCUAGAAGCAGAGCCUGCAAUAACCCGACUCCUGCUAACGGAGGACAGAACUGCACUGGGGACUCCACUCAGGCGAAGAGUUGUAAACUCACAUCAUGCCCUGGUGAGAAAUAUAGAAAGUUGCAUUUGGAUGCUUGAGUUUCCUUUUAAAGUUUUUGAUAGUCAGCAAAAGUUCCGGAAUUCCAUCGGCAAGCUGUCCGCUACUAAUAUUCCCUUGCGAGCAGUUUCUUUUUUUCCUAUUAAUGACAGCUGCUUUCUUUUUUUCUCUUUCCUACCACACCUAAAUAAAAAGAAGCAGCCGUUAUCACUUGUUAAAGUUAUGUUUGAUGAGGCCAAUAGUAACAAUAUUUCUUGAUUGA